CUCAUUAUGAAUAAUGUUUCUGUAAUAACAAUGUUUUUUCUUUCAGGUUUAAAUGAAACAAUGAAUCACAGGUUUGUUCUCUUCUUUCUCAGUUUGCUGUGUUACUGCAUCAUUUUCCUCCUAAAUCUUGCUCUUACUGUGACCAUCAUUUUGGACAACAACCUCCAUGAACCCAUGUAUAUUCUGCUCUGUGUUUUUUGCAUGAAUACACUUUAUGGAACAGCAGGUUUUUACCCUAAAUUUCUCUGGGAUCUGCUCUCUCCUGUUCAUGUUAUCUCAUAUUACGGUUGUCUUAUUCAGGCACUGGUGAUUUACUCUUGUGGAUGCAGUGACCUGUCAAUUCUUACACUUAUGGCAUUUGACAGAUAUGUGGCCAUAUGUCAACCACUAAAGUACCACUCUAUCAUGUCAAAGCAAAGACUCAUUAGGUUAGUGUGUUUUUCUUGGUUAACACCUUUCUCCAUUAUAGCAACAAAUGUUUUUCUAACAACAAGGGUAAAGUUAUGCAGCCCGUAUAUUUCCAGACUCUUCUGUGUGAACUGGAGUAUUGUUCAACUCGCUUGUUUUCCAGCACAAACAAAAGUUAAUGGCAUAGUUGCAAAUAUUACAAUAAUCAUAUAUGUGCUUCAUGGUGCUUUGAUAGUUUGGUCCUAUAUUUAUCUCAUUAAAACAUGUGUCAAUUCUAUAGAAAACAGGACAAAGUUCAUGCAAACAUGUGUCCCACAUUUGGCCUCUUUACUCACUUUUGUUGUGGCAAUACUUACUGAUGUUGUAAAUAUACGAACUGAUUUAAAGAAUUUACCUCAAUCCAUUCAAAACUUUGUGGCAAUAGAGUUUCUCAUUAUUCCUCCCAUUAUGAAUCCUCUCAUUUAUGGUUUCAAACUGACCAAAAUCCGAAAAAGUAUUUGUGUUGUUAUUUUUAAAAUUUCAAAAUCAAGUAAUUUUAUCUGA
Molecule: messenger RNA, 951 nt
Organism: Oreochromis niloticus (Nile tilapia)
Lineage: Eukaryota; Metazoa; Chordata; Actinopteri; Cichliformes; Cichlidae
Product: olfactory receptor 6N1-like
Exons: 1
Coding region: 7-951 (314 amino acids)
Biological process (GO): detection of chemical stimulus involved in sensory perception of smell; G protein-coupled receptor signaling pathway
Cellular component (GO): membrane
Molecular function (GO): G protein-coupled receptor activity; odorant binding; olfactory receptor activity
Source: RefSeq, a predicted model, not a curated record